Molecule: messenger RNA, 6964 nt
Organism: Drosophila ficusphila
Lineage: Eukaryota; Metazoa; Arthropoda; Insecta; Diptera; Drosophilidae
Gene: baz
Product: partitioning defective 3 homolog
Exons: 8
Coding region: 961-5607 (1548 amino acids)
Biological process (GO): cell adhesion; establishment or maintenance of epithelial cell apical/basal polarity; microtubule cytoskeleton organization
Cellular component (GO): cell cortex; adherens junction; apical plasma membrane
Molecular function (GO): phosphatidylinositol binding; protein binding
Source: RefSeq, a predicted model, not a curated record
CCCCGCGACCACACUGGCUGGAAAACUGAGAAAUUCGAAACUCGAUGCGCAGAGUGCAGUUCGGCGCGGCAGAUUUUUUUGCUUUUUUUUUUGGGUUCAAAUAGAUCGUUAAUAAGAGUGGCGCUCAACGAGAAUAUAAUUUAUCGAUAUUUUAAGUGUUAACACAGAUUUAAGAAGAAGCGACGCCAGCGGGCGAAAAAGAGAGAUAACCGAAAACGAAAAACACGACAAAGCAACAAUGAAAGAGAGUAAAAACUGAUCAAACCGUAAUUUAAAAUGUAUGCCAAUAUAUGACCAAAACAAAUGCCAAGUGUGAGAGCAAAGAACGUCGAAAAGAAGUAAAUAAACGAUCUUGGCCGUGUUGUUAUUGCUCCUCCUUUUGGCCUUUUCGCGUUGUUUGCGUUGUUGUAACUCGUUUUUAAUGCGCGCGUGUAUGAAUCACACCAACACAAAUAACAACAACAACGGCGGAGCGAUACGGUGAAAUAUGCUAAGUAAAUAGCGAAAGAGAGUUAAAGUUCCCAGUGAGCGAUCGAGAGAGGAAGAGAGCGCGAGACAGAGUUCGUAUACGAACACAAGUACAUACUGGAAAACGAUCCUUUUUCCAGGCACGCAGCCAUCUCGCUCGCACCCAUGCCGCCCUAGACCAACUUUUGUUGCAGCUGCCUAACGACCAACAACAAAGUGCCAAGGAGCAAGGGAGACAGCUCAAAAAGCGAUGAUGAUGAUGCGGUCGCAACAACAACAACGAUCUGCUUCAGGCAGACGAGCAUAAAAAUCCAAAAAGUAACCGAAAACAGAGUAAUAAUAGGAAAAAUUCCAACAAUAAAAAUAUUCAACCGAACAAUCGAUAAUAAAGUGUAAAGUGUUUGUGCGCGAAAUAGAAAGUGCAUUACAGCGAUCCAAAUAUUGUAUAUCUUCAAAGAAGAUAAUUGUUAUCAUUAACACGGAAAGUACGAGAUGAAGGUCACCGUCUGCUUCGGCGACGUUCGCAUCCUGGUGCCCUGCGGUUCCGGCGAACUCCUCGUCAGCGAUCUCGUCAAGGAGGCCACGCGACGCUACAUCAAAGCAGCCGGCAAGCCCGAUUCGUGGGUGACCGUGACGCAUCUGCAGACCCAGUCGGGCAUCCUCGAUCCGGAUGACUGUGUGCGCGACGUGGCCGACGACCGGGAGCAGAUAUUGGCGCACUUCGACGACCCGGGACCGGAUCCGGGAGUGCCCCAAGGCGGCGGCGAUGGGGCAUCGGGCAGCUCGUCGGUGGGCACCGGAUCGCCGGACAUCUUCCGCGAUCCCACCAACACGGAGGCGCCGACCUGUCCGCGCGAUCUCUCCACGCCGCACAUCGAGGUGACCAGCACGACCUCGGGUCCGAUGGCCGGACUGGGAGUGGGCCUCAUGGUGCGCCGCAGCAGCGAUCCCAAUCUGCUGGCCUCCCUGAAGGCGGAGGGCAGCAACAAGCGCUGGUCGGCGGCGGCUCCCCACUACGCUGGCGGGGAUUCCCCCGAACGCCUGCUGCUCGACAAGGCGGGUGGCCAGCUAUCGCCGCAGUGGGAGGAGGACGACGAUCCCAGUCAGCAGCUGAAGGAGCAGCUGCUCCACCAAUCACAGCCACACGGAGGAGGAGGCGGAGCAGGAGGAGCCUCCUCCAAUCACCAGCCGUUCGCCCGCUCCGGCCGCCUGUCCAUGCAGUUCCUGGGCGAUGGCAACGGCUACAAGUGGAUGGAGGCCGCCGAGAAGCUGCAGAGCCAGCCAACCGCCCAGCAGCAGAGCUACCCAUCCCAGGCAGCUGGGAUGCAUCAUCCCGCCGGCCAGAAUGGCGCCAGUGGUGCCUACUCGAGCAAAUCCCUGCCGCGGGAGAGCAAGCGCAAGGAGCCGCUCGGCCAGGCGUACGAAUCCAUACGCGAGAAGGACGGCGAAAUGCUGCUGAUCAUCAACGAGUAUGGGAGUCCGCUGGGACUGACUGCUCUGCCGGACAAGGAGCACGGCGGCGGACUGCUGGUGCAGCACGUGGAGCCCGGCAGUCGGGCGGAGAGGGGGCGGCUGCGUCGCGACGAUCGCAUCCUGGAGAUCAACGGCAUCAAGCUGAUCGGACUCACCGAAUCGCAGGUGCAGGAGCAACUGCGUCGCGCCCUAGAGAGCUCCGAGCUGAGGGUUCGCGUCCUGCGCGGCGAUCGCCAGCAGCGUCGCCAGCAGCAGCAGCGCGACUCCAAGGUGGCCGAGAUGGUGGAGGUGGCCACGGUGUCGCCCACCCGAAAGCCACAUGCUGCUCCCGUGGGCACCUCGCUGCAGGUGGCCAACACCCGCAAGCUGGGCAGGAAAAUCGAGAUCCUGCUCAAGAAGGGUCCGAAUGGCCUGGGCUUUUCGGUGACCACUCGCGAUAAUCCCGCCGGCGGGCACUGUCCCAUCUACAUCAAGAACAUUCUGCCCCGCGGAGCUGCCAUCGAGGAUGGACGUCUGAAGCCGGGCGAUCGCCUGCUCGAGGUGGACGGCACCCCGAUGACGGGCAAGACCCAAACCGAUGUGGUGGCCAUUUUGCGGGGAAUGCCAGCGGGCGCCACGGUGCGGAUUGUGGUCUCCCGCCAGCAGGAAUUGGCGGAGCAGGCCGACCAGCCGGUGGACAAGAGUGCUGGCGUGCCGGUGGCGAUAGCUCCUCCUGCAGCAGCUGCUUCUGCUCCCGUGGCUCCCAAUCCCGUCCAGAAGUCCAGCAGUGCCAGAUCUCUGUUCACACACCAGCAACAGCAGCAGCAGCAGCAGCUCAACGAAUCUCAGCAUUUCAUCGAUGCGGGCAGCGAGUCAGCGGCCUCCAAUGACAGCCUCCCGCCGAGCAGCAACAGCUGGCACUCGCGCGAGGAGCUGACGCUCCACAUUCCCGUUCACGACACCGAAAAAGCCGGACUGGGCGUCAGUGUGAAGGGCAAGACGUGCUCCAACCUGAACGCCUCCGGAUCGAGUGCCUCCAGCGGCAGCAAUGGCCUGAUGAAGCACGACGGCGACCUGGGCAUCUUCGUGAAGAACGUGAUCCAUGGAGGGGCUGCUUCGCGCGACGGUCGCCUCCGGAUGAACGAUCAGCUGCUGAGUGUGAACGGAGUGUCGCUGCGGGGCCAGAACAAUGCCGAGGCGAUGGAGACACUGCGUCGCGCGAUGGUCAACACGCCGGGCAAGCAUCCGGGCACCAUAACCCUGCUCGUCGGCCGCAAGAUCCUGCGAUCGGCCAGCUCCAGCGACAUCCUCGAUCACAGUCACAGUCAAAGCCAUAGCAAUAGCAAUAGCAACAGCAACAGCAGCGGCGGCAGCAACUCCAAUGGGAGCGGCAGCAACAGCAACAGCAACAGUAACAACAACAACAGCAGCUCAAAUGCCAGCGAUAAUUCCGGAGCGACGGUGAUCUACUUGAGUCCCGAGAAGCGGGAGCAGCGCUGCAAUGGCAACGGAGCUGGUGGCAGUGCCGGCAACGAGAUGAAUAGAUGGAGCAAUCCCGUUUUGGAUCGCCUAACCGGUGGCAUUUGCUCCUCGAACUCAGCACAGUCGGCCACAUCCUCGCAGCAGCCACAUCCCUCGCAGCAGCCGCAUUCUUCUGCGCAGCAGGCACAUUCCUCUGCGCAGCAGCGUCGUCUGCCGGCAGCGCCAAUGGGCAGCAGCAGUGCGGCCCUGCGAAACGAGAGCUACUACAUGGCCACCAACGACAACUGGUCGCCGGCGCAGCUGCACUUGCUCACGGGCCACGGCAACCAGGCGCUGCUCAUCGAAGACGAUUCCGAGCCCAUGUCACCAACUUUGCCAGCGCGCAACCACGAUGGUCCGCACUGCAACGCGAGCAGUGCCAACAAUCCAUCACAGAACUUGAACGCCGGCAAUCAGCAGGGAGGUGGAGCAGGUGGCUCAUCCAACAAUACCGCGGUGCCGGGCACUCCCUCGACAACCAGCAACUUCGAUGCCACCUACUCCUCGCAGUUGAGCCUGGAGACGAACUCCGGUGUGGAGCACUUUUCGCGCGAUGCUUUGGGGCGUCGCAGCAUCUCGGAGAAGCAUCAUGCGGCGCUGGAUGCCCGUGAGACGGGAACGUAUCAGCGCAACAAGAAGCUGCGCGAGGAGCGGGAGCGCGAGCGUCGCAUUCAGCUGACCAAGUCGGCCGUCUAUGGCGGUUCCAUCGAGUCGCUAACGGCCCGCAUUGCCAGUGCCAAUGCCCAGUUUUCGGGCUAUAAGCACGCCAAGACUGCCUCGAGCAUCGAGCAAAGGGAGACGCAACAGCAGUUGGCCGCUGCCGCCGAGGCGGAGGCCAGGGAUCAACUUGGCGAUUUGGGCCCCUCGCUGGGCAUGAAGAAGUCCUCGUCGCUGGAGUCGCUCCAGACGAUGGUGCAGGAGCUGCAAAUGUCCGACGAGCCGCGUGGCCAUCAGGCUUUGCGGGCGCCGCGUGGACGGGGACGCGAGGAUAGCUUGCGGGCGGCGGUGGUCAGUGAACCAGAUGCGAACAAGCCCCGCAAGACCUGGCUUUUAGAGGAGGGCGAUCACGAGGGCGGCUUCGCCUCGCAGCGCAACGGACCCUUCCAGAGUUCCCUGAACGAUGGCAAGCAUGGCAGCAAAUCGUCGCGGGCCAAGAAGCCGAGCAUUCUGCGCGGCAUUGGGCACAUGUUCCGCUUCGGCAAGAAUCGCAAGGAUGGCGUCGUCCCGGUGGACAACUAUGCCAUGACCAUUUCGCCACCCAGCUCGGUGGUUUCCACAGCCGCAUCAGCGCAGCUGCAACAGCAGCAACAGCAGCAGUUGCAGCAACACCAGCAGCAGCAGCAGCAACAGAUACCCGCCGCUGCAUUGGCAGCUCUCGAGAGGAAUGGCAAGCCGCCGGCGUAUCAGCCACCACCGCCGCUGCCCGCUCCAAAUGGCUCGGGAAGCGGUGGACAGCUGAAUGGGGGCAUUCACCAGAACGAUAUCUUCAAUCAUCGCUACCAGCAUUACGCCAACUACGAGGAUCUGCACCAGCAGCAUCAACAGCAUCAGAUUAGUGGAGGCGAUUCCACAUCAUCCAUUUCGGAAACGCUCUCGGAGUCGACGCUCGAGUGCAUGCGACAGCAGGUCAUCCGGCAGCGGAUCAAGGUGGAGGCGGAAAGUCGCCGCCAUCAGCAUUACCAUUCGCAGCGCAGUGCCCGGUCGCAGGACGUGAGCAUGCACUCGACGAGCUCCGGAUCGGGAUUGGGAUCCUCGGCGCAGCCGCAGUCGCAGGUGAACGGCGGAGGAGUGCGUCCCAUGAGCAGCUACUACGAGUACGAGACGGUGCAGCAGCAGCGGGUGGGCAGCAUCAAGCACAGCCACAGCAGCAGUGCCGCCUCCUCGUCCUCGUCCCCCAUAAAUGUGCCGCACUGGAAGGCGGCGGCCAUGAAUGGCUACUCCCCAGCCAGCCUGAAUAGCAGUGCCCGCAGUCGCGGUCCGUUCGUCACCCAGGUGACCAUUCGGGAGCAGAGCAGCGGCAUACCCACGCACCUGCUUCUCCAGCAGCAGCAACAGCAGCAGCAGCAGCAGCAACAGCAGCCCACCUACCAGACCGUCCAGAAGAUGUCCGGACAAUCGCAGUACGGCAGUGCCGCCGGCUCGCAGCCACACGCCUCCAAGGUGUGACUAUAGGUGUUGGCGCAGGCGCGCGCCACCCGCGAUGUGCUGGCCGAUGACAACCACCGGGUCAUUCUCAGCGAGGUCAACGACGAGGUGGAGGUCUUCUACUUUGCCACCGAGUGCUGAUUGCUGAGUGCUAAGCACAUUGCAAAUUCAAGGAGUUAACCAUAGUUAUUUAAUUCGAGGGAAAUCAGUUUCCACACACAUUUUGGGGUGGGUUAAUCUUGAGAAUCAAACAUAAGUUGUAAGCCUGGAAUCAAGGCAGUCAAGUGAAAGGAUAUAUAUUUUUUAUAAUUUGAGUAUAAUCCCCCAUUAAAACUACCGGUCUACCUAAUUUAUUUCAUAUCCUGAAUAAACAAUAUAUGUAUUUAUCCGUGAUAUUUGAUUAAGCAAACGAAACCAAGACGUUUUCUUGCUAAACGGAGAGAACCAGGAUUACAAUGCUUACUUAUUGCUAUUUCGAAGGUCCGCUAGGAAGGGAUUAACUUGAUUUUACGUUUGUAAAUUGCCAAGAAUAUUGCUUUGAUUAGUUUUCGAACCAGUUGACCCACCCUGACACGCAUCUAAGCUAAGUUCACAAUUUCACAGUAUACACAUAUAAAUAUAGAUGAUAUUCAAACCAAGAGAGUAACGUGUAAGGAAAGUAUUCCCCAAUAAAGCGCUAAUCAUGCGAGUGCUUAGAUAUAAUGCUCUAAAAUAAACCCAAACGAUUUCCGAUUGUAUUAAGCUUUAGCUCUAAGUCCAAGUCAAACGCCUUUGUACAUAAUUAGUUUACGCAGAAGCCAACAAGAAAAAAAGAAAACCACAAAAACGAAAACGAAAACGAACAUCAAAUUCCAAAACUACGAAAGGUCUUAAGAAUUUCCAUUGUCAUUUAACUAUUUUUUUUUUUUUUUAACAUACGCAUAUUUUUUGAUUUGUACAUAGAAGUUGUUUGUUUGUUUUGUUUAGCUUUAAAGCGGACGCCAUUUUUUGUGUGCAAACGUGAGGAUUUGCAAGAAGCGAAAAGUAAAACUUAUAGCCACCCCCAUAUACAUAUAGCUAUAUGAGUAAGUGAACUAAUAUAGAGUAUAUAUAUAUUUUUUUUCCUAACGAAUAUCGAGAGAAUUUCGAGAAGAAGACGUUUUGUGCAGCCGACCGCGGCCCAGGUCUCUAAAAAAGACAAGCAGCUUAGCCUAGUUAUAGGAACCAGUACGAUAGAGCCGAUCUAGUGGGUAAGCCUACCAUCCAUGUAUAGCGAAUAAACGAUACUUUAAUUUUGUCUACUCCAUAAGCAAUAAGUAAUAAGUACUAAGUAAUUUGUGCGAUACCGAUACCGAACAUGCCGAGUUGCGAAUUAAAAGCUACAAAUUUCCAUAAACAA